Messenger RNA from Bursaphelenchus okinawaensis, 4708 nucleotides. The record is from the annotation of a GenBank genome assembly. Lineage: Eukaryota; Metazoa; Nematoda; Chromadorea; Rhabditida; Aphelenchoididae.
AUGGGCAAGCAUGUGUUUAAGUAAGUUUUUUGCAUUGUUUUUUUGGAUUUUAGGCACUCUUUGGGGUUGAUAGUGAAUAUGAGAUCAUAUAUUGAUGGAUAUUGGUUUGAUUUUUGUGGUUUUGGUUUUAAAAGAUGGAAAAGAGUCAAUGGAUUUUAAAGAGUAUUAAUUUGAUUAGUUUUGGAUAGUUUUUGUUGCUUUUUCAAGAGUUUUAAUCUAGCUUUUAUGGAUAAUAUAACUUUUACUUGAAAAAAACAUUUUUAUCUGUUAUGUUUUUUUAAUUAGUAUUUUUUUACUAGAUAUAAUUACUUUUUGACUAUUCAUUUUAAUAUAAAGUUGUUUCUUUUAGAAAUUUCCUAGUAUUAUUAAUAACAUCAACGUUGUUCGUAACACCAGAUGAACACGAACAUACCUACAAGGAAAACGAGGAAGUUGUGUUAUGGAUGAACACAAUUGGGCCAUAUUCGAAUCGUCAAGAGACUUACUCCUAUUUUUCUUUGCCAUUUUGUCGAGGAAACAAACAGAACAUUGAGCAUUACCAUGAAACGCUGGGUGAAGCGUUGCUGGGAGUGGAAUUGGAGUACUCUGGGCUGGAUAUUCGAUACAAAAGUAAUUUUUUUAAAUAUAUUUGUCAUUAUUGUUUUAGGAACGUCUGUUUAAAAUUUGAAUAUAAUUGGACUAUUGGUUUAAAAGAUGUGUUAAAAUGGAUGUUGUAGUAGACAUUACAAUACUAUUUUGACGUAAAUGAAGUGUUUAACCAUAAUUUUUUUAGUGAAUCAAGAAAAAACCUCGUACUGUAAGAGGAUCAUGUCUGGUGCUGAUGUCGAAGCUUUGGAUUAUGCUGUGAAACACAACUACUGGUAUCAAAUGUACAUCGACGACCUUCCACUUUGGGGUAAGGAUUUUUGAUUUAAAUCUUUGUUUUAGAUACAACUUAAUGUUUUUGGACAAGUAUAAUGUAAAAUACGUUGUGCGGUCUUCUUGCUUAUAAAGAGAGACUAAAUAUUGUUAUAGACUAAUUUAACUACUGCAAAUGGAGUGAAAAUUAAUUAUGUUGUUGUAGAUAUGAAAUGAUCGAAAACAUUUGGUCAUAACUUUAUUUUUUGAUAAGGAAUGAUAUUGGGAACGGUUAUAAAAUAUUUUCCAGGCUUUUGUGAAUUGAAAAAGUACUACUUUGUACUAAUCAGACCAGUAAAAAUCGAGUUAUGAAUUAAUCUUAUCUCACUCAUCUAAAACAAUAUAAUCUUUAGCUCUGGUGGGAGAAUUGGAUCCAACAACCAAAGAAGUGACUGUAUAUACGAAUAAACGUUUUGAAAUCGGAUACAAUGGUGAUAGAAUCGUGGAUGUGUCGGUUGUAGUUGAAGACAAAAAGGUCAUCAAAGCUGGAGAUGAGGUCUCCUUCACCUACUCAGUCUCAUGGAAGUCAUCUACGGUCGAUUUUGAGAAACGAUUCGAAAAAUAUUUGGAUCCAACCUUCUUCCAACAUAGAGUAAGCUUUUUGGAGAUAAUUUAUAUUGUAGUAGGCUGCAUAUGAUUAGAUAUGGCAUUUUGGAGGCGGUUUUUAGCUAUAUAUGCGCAGUGUAAUAUAGUUUGAAGCUUUUAUUAAUAAAACUUUUAGAUUCAUUGGUUCUCUAUCUUCAAUUCUUUCAUGAUGGUCAUCUUCUUGGUCGGUUUGGUAUGGAUGAUAUUGUUGAGAACGCUGAGCAAAGAUUACGCUAGAUAUCACAAGGAGUUGGAUGUAGAAGCGGUAAGGCUAAUAUUAUGUUUAAAAUUGUUUUUGGCAAAAAUUUUUGUUUAAAGUAAUGGUUUUGGUUGAAUUUUAAGUUAUUUUGAAGUAAAAACAAAAUUUUUAUGAUUUAGAAAAUGUGGAAUUUUAGUGGAAGAUUUUAAAUGUAUUUUGCACUGAAAAUCUUCUAUCCAACUUCCAUUUUUAAAAAGUCUUAAAAUGGCCUAAAAUCACGUUUUUAAGGUUUUUAGAAGUGGAAGUUUGGUGGAAGAAUUUUAGUGUUAUUUGCACUGGAAAUCUUUCAUCAAUCUUCCACUUCUAAAAAUGCUCAAAAACGUGUUUUCAGGCAAUUUUAAGACAUAUUAAAAAUGGAAGUUUGGUGGAAGAUUUCUAGUGAAAAUUGCAUUACAAAUCUUCCAUUCACUUUCCACUUUUUGAAAAAUGCUGAAAGUAUUAAAAAUUUUUAAUAAUGAUACUUGCAUUUACAAUAUAUUUUACAGGACGAAGAGCUAACAGAUGAUUACGGUUGGAAACAAGUCCACGGCGACGUCUUCCGACCACCUCAACAUCCAAUGCUUUUCUGUUCACUAAUUGGAACCGGCUACCAUCUAGCCUCAGUCCUAUUCAUCACCAUCGCUCUGGCCAUUCUGGCCGAGUUCUACACGGAAAGAGGAUCAUUAUUGUCGGCCACCAUCUUUGUCUACGCCAUCUGCGCACCCAUCAACGGUUUCUUCGGCGGCUCGAUGUACUCGCGGGUGAACGGCCAAAACUGGAUCAAACAGAUGGUUUUUGGCGCAUUCCUGUUCCCAGGGUUCUUGGCCUGGGUGGCUUUGUCGAUUAAUACCGUCGCCAUCUACUAUCAUGCUUCAAGGGCUAUUCCUUUCACUUCUAUGGUCAGUUUUUGGAGGUUUUAACUGGGGGACUUUAAGAACAACCUGAUAUAUCUAAAGUUGAUAUCAGGUUGUUCGAAUAAUUCUUUGCUGUCUAACAUUGAAAAUUUGCGGGGGCCCAGAAUUAUGUGAACAAUAUCAUACAAAUGAAGGUUUUAAGUGGGGGGGGGGGGGGGGGAAUGCUCUGUGUCUAGUCCUGGGAAAUGAGGCGGUUGAAGCUUAAGAUUGAUUAAAAAUGAAGAUUUUGAAACGUUUGAGGUAGGGAAAAUGAAAGGAAUAGUGAUUUUUUGAAAGUAACAAUCCAGAGAGAGUAACGUUUUUCAAUUUUUGGAAUAAAAAGUCGAAUUUUGAAAUUUUAAAUUUUUUAGGUAACAAUUUUUUUGUUUAAAAAAUUGGUUUUUAGGUACUGCAUUAUGCUUGGGUUUUUGUUUUGGGUUGAGUUUUUGCUGAAUAUUUGGAAAAGAAUGAAAUUUUGAGUACUUAAGCAUGUUUAGGUAACAAUUUUUAAAAUUAACACUGGAUUUUUAAAUUUUUGAAUAAAAAUAAGGUUUCUAUAAGUUUUAUACUAAAUGGUUUUUGAUUUUAGAUUUAUUAUUGGUGAGAAAAAUCAAAAUUUUAAGUUUAGGUAACAAAAUUUUGAAAAAAUAAUUUUUUUUUAUUUUAGGUAAAUUUUUGAGAAUGUAUAUAUGCUUUUAUGAUUAUUUGGGACCUGGAGCUCAGCACAUUGUAUUUUAAAUCGAAAACUAUAAAGAAAAUUUGCUUUUACGUCAUAAAAUACACUUGAUUUUAGAAAAAAAGGUUCUUUUUUCAAAAUUCAUAAAAUUGACCUAAUUUCAAUGAUCUGUUGCCAUUUUUAACAACCCAUCCUUUUCAGUUGUCCAUUUUUGGCAUCUGUGCCUUCGUCAUUCUCCCUCUGAACUUUGUGGGCACUUUGUUGGGCCGCAAUCUCAAAGGCCAAGCCGACAUUCCAUGCCGAAUCAACGUCGUCCCACGCCCGAUCCCGGACAAAAAAUGGUACUUGGAGCCGAGUGCCAUCUCUGUCAUCGCCGGAUUCUUGCCUUUUGGUUCCAUUUUUAUUGAAAUGUAAGGGGAGGAUCGAAUUUUUGGGGGAUUUGAAGAUUUCAAAGAGAUUUGAGUAGUGGAAAUUGAGUGGAAGAUUUGUAAUGUAAUUUUCACUGAAAAUCUUCCACUCAACUUUCAUUUUUAAAAUGUCUUAAAAUUGCCUAAAAACACGUUUUUAGGCAUUUUUGGAAAUGGAAUUUUGGUGGAACAUUUUCAGUGCAAAACACACUAAAAUUCUUCCACCAAACUUCUAUUUCUAAAAACCCUUAAAAACGUGUUUUUAGGCUAUUAUAAGACUUUUUAAAAAUGGAAGUUAAGUGGAAGAUUUUUAGUGCAAAUUACAUUGCAAAUCUUCCACUUAACUUUCAUUUUUUUAAAUUUGUUAUUGUUGGCUUGUAAACAAAGGUUUAACAUAUUUGUUGUGAAAAGUGGCAUUCGGAGCAAGCUUUGGCACUUUUGAAGCCGUUUUUGUAAAAUUUUAAACCUAAGUUCACCCUAUUUUAGGUACUUUAUCUUUACCUCAUUCUGGGCCUACAAAAUCUACUACGUCUACGGCUUUAUGCUGUUGGUCGCCAUCAUUUUACUGGUCGUUACUGCCUGCGUGACAAUUGUUUCCAGCUACUUCCUGUUGAACGCCGAGGACUAUCGCUGGCGUUGGUCGUCGUUCACCGCCGGUGGCUCCAUCUCGCUUUACGUUUACCUGUACUCGAUCUACUAUUACUUCUUCAAAACUAAGUAAGUUCAGGUUGAUGGGUUGAGUUUUGUGAAUUUUGAGGGAAUUUGAGAAUUUUUGGAGUUGGAAAGAAAUUUAUUGUCAUUUUUUGCUUUGUAAACAAAGUUCUUGCCAUUUUGAUAAAAACAACCCACUUAAUACCUAAAUUUCAGGAUGUACGGCCUCUUCCAAACCCUCUUCUACUUUGGCUACAUGGGCAUCUUCUCGGUCGCUCUCGGCAUCCUUUGCGGCACCAUCGGCUACGUGAGCUCGGCCUCUUUCAUCCACAAGAUUUACUCGCGAAUCAAGCUGGAUUAG